Messenger RNA from Arachis ipaensis, 831 nucleotides. NCBI's taxonomy places the organism in Eukaryota, Viridiplantae, Streptophyta, Magnoliopsida, Fabales, Fabaceae. The record is from RefSeq and is a predicted model, not a curated record.
AUGGAGGUGGGUGAUGGAAGAGGGACUCGAUUCUGGGAGGAUGUCUGGUUACGUGGUGGUGCUCUGAAAGAUCAGUUUCCGAGGCUUUUCUCAGUUUCAAACCAAAGAGGAUCUGUUAUAGGGGAUUGCGGGUUUUGGGAUGGGGCUGGGUGGAUAUGGAAUUUCCAAUGGAGGCGAGAGCUAUUCCAAUGGGAGUUGAAUCUAGUGAACCAGUUGCAUGAUGUAUUAAGGCUGGUCAAGUUGGAUUAUGGCAGUGAGGAUAGAGUUGUAUGGAAAUUUGAUAAACAAGGGGUCUUUUCUACUAACUCUUUUUUGCAGGUACUACAGGAGGACAUCAUUCCGGAGGACAUAACAAGCUACAACUUUACAAAGACAAUCUGGAAAGGUUUAGUUCCACCAAGAGUUGAACUGUUUGUCUGGUUUGUGUUGACUGGUAGGGUCAAUACGAAGGAAAGGCUGAGUCGGUUGGGAGUUAUUCACCACGAAGAUGUUGUAUGUGUGUUUUGUAACAAGAGUAUUGAAUAUGGUCACCACUUGUUCCUUGGUUGUGAUUUCACUUGGCAGGUUUGGUGUGCUUGGUUAUCAUUUGUUGGGAGGCUAUGGUCUUGCCCGGGGACGUUGAAAGAACAUUUCAUAAGUUGGACUGAGAUAUCAGCUAGCAAGGUGGAGCGCAAGAGGUGGUUGAUGGGAUUUUGUGCGAUUAUAUGGAACAUAUGGCUAGAAAGGAACCGAAGAAUUUUUCAGAAUAAAGGAAAAGGGGUUGACGAGGUCAUUCAUAUGUCUUUCAUGAACUAUAAGGAGUGGUUAGGUGUAGACCCUUUUUGUUGUUGA